Messenger RNA from Epithele typhae, 1659 nucleotides. RefSeq lists its product as uncharacterized. The transcript is spliced from 3 exons. The coding region runs from base 1 to 1659 and encodes 552 amino acids. The record is from RefSeq and is a predicted model, not a curated record. NCBI's taxonomy places the organism in Eukaryota, Fungi, Basidiomycota, Agaricomycetes, Polyporales, Epitheliaceae.
AUGAACGCAACGCCUCGACUGGACGAUGACAUCAUGUAUCUCAUACUCCCGUACAUCAACCCGUCCAACCUGGCCAUGACCUCUUCGCAUAUGUACCGACUCGCAUUCUCCUAUCGCUUUUCUAACGUAUCGAUAGAAGUCGACCGAAGAGGAAAAGACCAUGCUGAGUUCCUCCUCGAACGAGAUCCCAUCUUGAACACGGUCCGCGCCUCGAACAUCCGACGCCUUCUUGUGUUUGGUGAACACGACAAUGACAUCGACUUCACGACGCAUAUUCUGCCCAUCCUCCAAAACUCGGCAGUGAAUCUGCGCAUCAUAAACGUCGUCACUUCCUACACAGAACAGGGGUUCGAGCGCGAUCCUCGCUUGCUCGCCGCGAUUGCAACCAUCCCGAAGCUCACCUCCUUGAACCUCGCCUUGGAUCCAACACUUUUUUCCCACUUGUCCAAUUUCCCUUCCACCACUGUCAUCGACACCAUGGCCCUCGUAUUCUCAGGUUCCGAAGACAAUGUCGGCCACGUCUCGUUCUCCGCUUUCGUCACGACCCUCGCCCGCUUCCCUCGUCUCCGCGACCUCAAUCUCGCCCACGUGGACUUCCUCCUCGGUCCAAUCGAUCCCAUCGCCCCGCCCGGACUUGCGCCCCUCCAGAACCUGACCAGUCUCUCCGUCGGAAACCGCAGCACGAUCGCGCUCCCGCUCUGCCCGCUCUGCCCGCGCCUCUCCUCCCUGCGGUGCGAAAGCGGCCAGCUCGCGCUCUCCGCGCUCGCCUCCGACUUCGGGCCAUACACCGGCCCGCCGUGGCCCCCGAUCCGCUCCCUCUCGCUGCCCCUCCUCAGCAGCGUGCCGCUGUUCGCGCACUGGCCCGUCGCGCACCGCGUCGCCUCUGGCUCCGCGGGCGUCGCGCGCGUCUCGAUCGAGCGCUGGGCGGCCGACGCGCGCACGCUCGAGGUUGCGCCGGACACGACGGCGUCGGUCGGGCUCCCGCAGCUGCUCGCGGAGAUGAAGCCCGUCGCGCUCGUCCUCGACGUCGUCCCUUCCACCGCGCCCGCGCCUGCGUCGACGGCCUCCGCGCUCCCGCCCGAACGAACGUGGCGGCAGAUCGCCGUGGCACCGCUCCGGCUGCGCUCCCUCGACCUCACCAUCCGCGGGCACGCGCCCCCGGAUGAUCACGAGCCCAUAGUCCCGGGCGUGCUCUGCACCGCGCUCGCCGGCCUUCCCCUCGUGCACCUCGCGGUCGAGGAGUGCGCGCACUGCACCGACGCGGGGUUCCCCGUGAGCCACGCAGCGGAGCUCGCGCGCAUCCAACGGCUGCUGGGCGCGCCGCGCGCGCUCGUGGACGCGCUUCCGACGGUGCGCGUCCUGCAGGUGCGCGGGGCGUGUCCGGCGGUGCUGCCGCGCACGGCGGAGGAGGUGGGUGAACAGGGCGAGGGCGAGGCGGCGGCGCUGAUGGAGCUACGGCGGAUGGAGAAGGCGGAGGUGCGGCGGUGGGAGCGGUGGUGGUGGGCCGAGGACACGCUCGGGACUGCGGGCGAGCGGGCGUUGGUGGAGCUCUGGAGGGAGGACGGGGAGCGGGCGAGGGAGAUCGUAGAGGGUGACGACUUUGAUGCGAAGACGAGCUUCGACGGCUUCAUGCUACCCAAGCGCAUCUACCGUCCGUAA